Molecule: messenger RNA, 855 nt
Organism: Anthostomella pinea
Lineage: Eukaryota; Fungi; Ascomycota; Sordariomycetes; Xylariales; Xylariaceae
Source: the annotation of a GenBank genome assembly
AUGCCUGCCAAUGAUGACCAUAUCCUCACGCUUUCAUGCCCGGACAAGCCUGGCAUUGUCCACGCCGUGACUGGAUUACUAGCCGAUCAUGGCUUCAACAUCCUCGACCUUCGACAGUUCUCGGACAAGAAUUCGCAGAAAUUUUUCAUGAGGGUACACUUCGGCCAGGCAGAUUCGGUCGAAAAGCUCGAUGAGCCCCUGAAGAAGCUUUCGGCAGAAUUGGAGAUGGAUCAAUACGAAUUAAGACCGGCGAGUCGAAAACCAAGGGUUUUGAUCAUGGUGUCAAAGAUCGGUCACUGCCUGAACGACCUCCUGUUCAGGACCAAGACGAAUCAACUCGGCAUCGAGAUCCCCAUCAUCGUGUCCAACCAUCCGGAAUUCAAGACCCUGGCCGAGAGCUACGGCAUCGAGUUCCACCACCUGCCAGUGACAAAGGACACGAAGCUGGAGCAGGAGCGGCAGAUACUGGACCUCAUCAAGCAUAACAACAUCGAGCUCGUGGUGCUGGCACGCUACAUGCAAGUCCUGAGCCCCGGCCUGUGCGAGGCGAUGAGCGGAAAGAUCAUCAACAUCCACCACAGCUUCCUGCCGUCGUUCAAGGGGGCCAAGCCGUACCAUCAGGCAUUCGACCGCGGCGUCAAGAUCAUCGGUGCGACGGCGCACUUUGUGACGGCGGACCUGGACGAGGGCCCUAUUAUUGAGCAGAGGGUUGCGCGUGUCGACCACGCCAUGAGCGCAAAGGAGUUGGUCGAGGAGGGCAGCAACGUUGAGAGUCAGGUGUUGGCGGCGGCGGUCAAGUGGUGGAGCGAGAAGAGGGUGUUCCUGAACCAGCACAAGACCGUUGUCUUCAACUAA